This is a messenger RNA of Parathielavia appendiculata, 1516 nucleotides long. Its product is annotated as putative ribonucleotide reductase small subunit RnrA. Gene Ontology annotation, molecular function: oxidoreductase activity. Bases 166 to 1407 code for a protein of 413 amino acids. The record is from RefSeq and is a predicted model, not a curated record. The transcript has 3 exons. Gene Ontology annotation, biological process: deoxyribonucleotide biosynthetic process. Lineage: Eukaryota; Fungi; Ascomycota; Sordariomycetes; Sordariales; Chaetomiaceae.
UUUAAGGGAUCGCGGUUCCGGUUCUCCCACUCUCCAAACCCAUUCUUUGUCUAUACAACGUCCAGCCCGCCACCUUCAUCAUCACCAGCACUGUCUCUGGGACCUUACAUCAGGUGGCGAUUUUUCAUUUUCACCAUAAAGUAUCCAACCUAUUCAACACACACAAUGACUGCCCAGGUCACGCCUUCUAAGCAGGCUGCUUCCGCGAUUGAGGCCCUCAAAAUGGAAUCUCCCGUCAAGAAGCUUGACUUUUCCGCCUCCAACAAGGAAAACGCGCCCUUCGACGCUGACCUCGCCACCCUCGAGGCAGAGAUUGACGCCAACCACAAGACAACCAUGAACAAGACGGAGGAGCCAAAGGCCCCGGUGGCUCCAACCAUCAAGCCCGAGGAGGCCGACGAGCCCCUCCUCCAGGAGAACCCGCAGCGCUUCGUGCUGUUCCCCAUCAAGUAUCACGAGAUCUGGCAAAUGUACAAAAAGGCCGAGGCCUCCUUCUGGACUGCCGAGGAGAUUGACCUCUCCAAGGACCUCCACGACUGGAACAACAAGCUCAACGACGAUGAGAAGUACUUCAUCUCUCACAUCCUCGCCUUCUUUGCCGCGUCUGACGGCAUCGUCAACGAGAACCUGGUGGAGCGCUUCAGCGGCGAGGUCCAGAUCCCCGAGGCCCGCUGCUUUUAUGGCUUCCAGAUCAUGAUGGAGAACAUCCACUCCGAGACCUACUCUCUGCUCAUUGACACGUACAUCAAGGAGCCCUCGCAGCGCACUCACCUGUUCAAUGCCAUUGACACCAUCCCCGCCAUCCGCAAGAAGGCCGACUGGGCGCUCCGGUGGAUCACCGACAAGAAGUCGACCUUUGCCCAGCGUCUCGUCGCCUUUGCUGCCGUCGAGGGUAUCUUCUUCAGCGGCGCCUUCGCGUCCAUCUUCUGGCUCAAGAAGCGCGGCCUCAUGCCGGGCCUGACGUUCUCCAACGAGCUCAUCUCUCGCGAUGAGGGUCUGCACACCGACUUUGCGUGCCUGCUCUUCUCGCAUCUCAACCACCGGCCCAGCAAGCAGGUGAUCCAGGACAUCAUCAUCGACGCCGUCAAGAUUGAGCAAGAGUUCCUGACCGAGGCCCUCCCCUGCGCCCUGCUCGGCAUGAACUCGAACCUGAUGAAGCAGUACAUUGAGUUUGUCGCCGACCGCCUGCUCGUCGCCCUCGGCAACGAGAAAGUGUUCCGGUCGACAAACCCCUUCGACUUUAUGGAGAACAUCUCGCUCGGCGGCAAGACCAACUUUUUUGAGAAGCGCGUCGGCGAGUACCAGAAGGCGGGCGUCAUGGCCAGCACCAAGAAGGUCGUCCACGAGGACGCGGACGAAGCCAAGGGCGAGAACAGCGGCGACUUCAACUUCGAUGAGGACUUCUAAGCCCGUCGCCGUCUCGCACUCUUAUCUUCUCCUUGUCCUCUAAUACCCCCCUUGUACUCAGUAUUCGCUCUCUCUUUUCACGCAGCAUCUUUUCGCGUGGAAACAGCAG